AGAAAUUUGUUUUGUUUGGUCAUUUAUAAGUUGAAAUCUAAGUGAAUUGAUUUCCGUGUAGAAUUAUUUUCUGUGUAGUUAUCAAACACUCCACCAACUGCUUUGUAAUUAUGUUAAUUGAAUUUUUUUACCAGUGGUAUUAGUCAGCAGAACUUGAUAAAAAGGAAAACAGGUAUUUGUGUCUUGCUGUGCUGCUUUUUGAAAAGUAUCUAGGUGUAAUCAAUGACCUUGUAACAUGGCUUAAUGAUUACAUGUGGUACCAUAGUUUAUGCAUGGAUGAUAUCAGUGUUUUUUUCUUAUUUUUCUUAUUUAAACUUAGCGUUUUAACUAAAUGUAGGAAUAAUAUUUAACACACGGUUCUGAUAAACCUUCAUCUACCUUCGGAUAAGCUAUAUAACCGCAUCACUAGCAUUUUGCUGCACAUGGUAUAGUGAGUUUGUCUGCAACUACUAGCUCUGGGCACUGUAGUUUAAAUCCUGCUCACUACCGAACAUUGUGUCAAUGAUGCACAAAGUAGCUCUACAACUUAUUUUUCUUGUUAAAAUAAUUUUGAAUUUUUGUGUUUAAUGCAAUCCAGUUUUUAUGAGAAUAAAUCUAAAUGGAGCCAUUAGAUGUAAGAGUGGAAGAUGUAAUCAAGAAAUGGGAGAAGCAUUCUUUGCCCAUGCAACAGGACACAAGGGAUGAAUCUUGGUACAAAAUUGGAAGUAGUAGCAUACCUGUGGACUUUACAAUAAGGAAAAGAAGAAGAUACAAAUCUAAAUUUUCCAGUCAACAGAAUCCAUAUGUAGAUGUAACAUCACAAAUUCAAAGAAAAUUUCGGUUAAUACCCCCAACACUAAAGACAGAUAUUCAACAUUAUAAAAUCAAGCAGUGUAAACAGUGUAAGAAUUUGUUACAAUACACAUCUUUCAGUAAUGAAGUAAACUUACAGAGUGAAACAAGAGAACUUUAUCAAAAUUCAAACACAAGAAUUGUCAAAGGAAAUGAUUCUACUAUCACUAUUUAUCAAAAGUUAAAAAAGUCAUUUUUCAGAUUUGCGUUAUACCAUGUUCUUGGUCAACUGAAGAAAUUGUUUAGGUCGAUUUGUUUUCAAAGUCAUGACUACCUCUACUUACAGCAACUGGCGAAAGGUUCUUCAUCUUUAGUAUUUCUUCAUGAAUCAAAGAAUGCUUUUAAUACCAUUCUUACUUACACAUAUUUAGUAGCAAUGGAUAUGGAGGUAUCGUGCACCAUAUUAACAGAAAGUGAUGUUUCUUCAAUUUUACUAAAGUGUCUAAUGAAGAAAAUGGGAUUUAUGUUCAUUCCUACUAAGUUUGAUGAAGCCGCUAGUCAGUCCGCUACUCUGGAAUUGAUGAACUAUUUAAAUGUUAACAAAAAUAUUUGUAUUCCUACACAUUUUUAUCAAAAUGAAAACUCAGCUUCGAUACUCUAUAAUUUAUUUGAUGAUAUACGAAAUGACGAAUCUAGCAAUGCAGAGAUUUUGCAAAUAGCACUAUCAACAGAAACGGUGUAUGCUCCGUGUCCUAUCACUUUCUUCAAUUUUGUAUGGCAGCGUUAUCGACAUCAAAAACAUGGUUUAGUGCAGCUUAAUGUUUCCAAAGCUGUUAAUAUCAAGUCACUGUUAAAACUUGCAGCUAGUAUAAAUAAUCAAGUGUCGUGUGAUGAAGAAAAUGCCAUAAUAUCAAGACAUUUAAAUUUUGAUUUUCUACAGACUGGUGUGAUACUUCCAUCAAAUAUGUUAGCAUAUCUAUUGCUGGUGAAAUUUCGUACACCAACUCAUUUCGAUGAUCUGGUGAUCUCAAUGCAAGUAUUAUGGGAAGAGAUUAAGGGAAUGGAAAAAUUUACAGGUUUUACAGGUGAUAUCAGAGUGAUUACAAAGCACGCGAUUGAUAUGCUCUCUACGCAACAGUUAAUUACAGUCGAAGACAAUUUGAUCAACCCUUCUCUUCAUGUACUAUCCACAGCAAAUAAACUUGACCAGGUUGCAAUGAAGGUUAAACAAUUAUUGCUGCCACGAUGCAUUGUGGCUUCAUCCAUCGUUGCUUGUCUUGGUGGUGUAAAUAAAAUGAAGCAAGGAAAUGGAGAAGCUUUACAAUGUGAAAGUUCGCAGGUGCUAAAAGCUGCAGAGUUUAUUUCUGAGAUGUUGGCCUAUAUGUUGGAUUACUCUUGUUCUUUCAACUUGAUAACAGAAGAUCUCGUGGACAUCAUGGAAACAUUUGUGACAAUGAAUGUAUUAAAUAAGAAUGAACAAUCUUACGACGAUGUAGCACACCAAAAAUUAGUUCAAAGUUUUGCUUACAAUUCCGGUUGGAAUAAUGAUAACGAUGAUGAUGAUGAUGAUGACGUAUGGGGUGGUGCUAGUGUUGAUAAAGGACAGGAAUACUCGGUUACGCUUAACAAAGAAACCACGGAAAUUCUUUUGAGUCAUCGCGCAUGUGUUCUUCCCUUCGUUGACAUUUGUUUCGUUGUUCUUGCUACUAUCAACGAGAUGCCCAUAGGGAAGCUUUUCUCUGUGGCUGAUUUGUACGAACAAGUUGAGAACCAGUUUGGUAAUGGAUGUUUUCUAUACGCUGAAAUGUUAACAUUGGAAACGAUUAACAGAUUUUGUGAUUAUUUGUUCGAGAAAGAAGUCAUAGAUGACGAAGGAGAAUUUUAUCAGCUGUCUGAAAUGUUCGCAAACUCUAGCGAUAAAUUGGUACAGCUUUUGUACGAAAUAACCCAAUUCCGUUAGGAACAUUGCUACAAGAUAGAAACUGAAAAUUAUACACUUUAGGAAAAUAAUUUUUUACUUGAAUAUGCUGCAAAUCGGGGACAUAAAUCCUCUGAAAUACGUUACCUUGAUGAUAUUAAAGGGGGAGUAAUUUAUUUUGAUAUUUUAUUUUGUAUAGAUUUGUAUCGAUAAAAAGUUUGACCUCUUUGAAAUUAAAAAAUAGCUGUUUCGUGCACGGUUUAUGACGUCAAUUUAUUCAAGGUUCCGUCCGAAUAAACGCAAAUACAGUA
This is a messenger RNA of Hydractinia symbiolongicarpus, 3000 nucleotides long. RefSeq lists its product as uncharacterized. The record is from RefSeq and is a predicted model, not a curated record. NCBI's taxonomy places the organism in Eukaryota, Metazoa, Cnidaria, Hydrozoa, Anthoathecata, Hydractiniidae. The coding region runs from base 599 to 2731 and encodes 710 amino acids. Gene Ontology annotation, cellular component: mitochondrial membrane. The transcript is spliced from 24 exons.